GAAUAAAUCUUAGAAUAAAUCGUUAUCGGUAAUUUCACCUCACAAUAACCAUUGUGUUCCAGAUUCAAAAGUUCUCAAUUCUGAGAUCGCUGUAGCUAGGUAACAUGUAGAUGGCCAAACACCAGCUAGAAUCGGUUUGUUUCUUAUCAACAUGCUAUAUAAUCGCUGUUUACUGGUAUUUGUACAUGUACGGGACGUGCAUACCCCUGCACGUGUUUACCUUGCAGCAGAUGCUGGCUCCCUGGCCGUUACCCAUAGUAACACAGCAUUCCUCUACUCUGUGUUUAUGUCUUCCAAAGCAGACGUCGGUGAAUGAACAAAAUGGAGGACACCGUAGAACUUCAACACAGAAUUCUUGCCCUUAAGGUUCAGGAAUGCAUAACAAACGAAAACAGAGAAAUGAUAACUAGUUUGUUAGAAAAUAUUUCUAAAGACUUGAGAAAAAGAAUUGCGGACCAAGAUGUCCAGGGGAAAUCAGCCCUGUUUCUGGCUUGUGAGUUGGGACAAGACGAUAUAGUCCACUAUCUAAUCGAGGAAUGCAAUGCAGAGGUUGAAAAGGAGGGAGUAAUUGAUGACGUCACGUAUAAUGUACACGUGACCCCGCUGUGGAUUGCUGCCGAGCGCGGAUCCCUCAAUAUCGUCAGAUGUUUGGUGGAGAAUGGAGCAGACUGCAAUGGUUUGUCACAAGGCGGACUUUCUCCACUGAUGGCAGCUUGCCAAAGUGACAGUGACGACAUCGUGUACUUCCUCUGUGAACAUGGCGCAGACGUCAAUUCGGUGUCGGCUGCUGGCGACACCUGUUUAAGGAAGGCCGCUGGCAACAGUGAACUUUGUAAAUUUUUAAUAUCACAGGGAUCCAACGUAAAUCAAGGUGAAAAUGGACAAUAUCCAAUCCUCCAUUUGGGAAUUAAAAGCAGAAACCUGGAAUCUGUGAUAGAAUUGGUUAGUGCUGGUGCGGACCCAAAUGCUGUUGACUUUGAAGGAAACGACGCGUUGCAAUUCGCUGCUAUAGUUGGAGACGCAGAUAUUGUUCAGUACUUAAUGGAGGCCUUGAAAGUCGGCGAGGAGAAAAUUGCUAGAACUUACAAAUUACUGGGUGCAUGCACUAUCGCUAGGGAUGAUUAUGACAUAGGAAUAGAGUUCUGGAAAAAGGCUUUGGCUUUAGGGAAACUUAAUACGGUGGAUGUUCGAGAAAAUCCGCAACAUCUUUUAUACAAAGGUAUUAAAGAACCCAAUUCUCUGACUGAUAUAGAGUAUCUGGAAAACAACACAAAACAACUGAUUCUCACUAGCCUAUAUGUCCUAGAGGAGAUGCUUGGCCGGUCUCAUGGUGAAACAAUCCACCGGAUUCUGAUGUAUGGAACGGCGAUGUCUUACGACGAGAUUGGAGAGGAGUCAACCCGGGCCGUCAUGUACGCCUUCGACCUGCUGAGGGAGAAACAUCCGGGUCUUCACAGGAUGACGGAGUACGCGCUGUCACAACUUGUCCGGUGUCUGUACGACAUGUACCGGGAUAACAGAGACGAUGAUGACGACGAUGACAUAACUACACCGACUCCCCUCACUUCUCUUCAUCAGCUUCAUCUAGAAAUCUUGUCACGUGUCGUGGACUUUGUAAUCAAAAGCCAGUCAGAGAUAGAGAACACAGACGACAAAGAGAAACAGUCAAUGUAUUCUGUUUUAUUACAACUUACACUGGACGUUAUUUUCUAUUUUUCGGGAUCAGAGCUGGAUGCAGAAAUCGAAGAGAAAUACGCUUUAUAUUUGGCUCGCCUAGUUCGUGCUAACUUACACGAUGGACAACAUCGCAGCCUGCUCCAUCUAACGCUGUCGAGAAAGAUCGACAGAAAAAUUGUGUUCAUGAUGGCCGCCGGGUGGAGAAAUUGGUACGUGUAUCUGAUGGAAAUGUUACUCCAAGGUGUUAAUGUUAACAGCCGAGACAUCGAGGGAAACACCCCACUCCACUACACCGCCCCUCUUACGGCCUCAAACUGCAUAAAGCGCGUGAUAAAACUCUUACUUGACGCAGGUGGUCACGUGGAUGCAGUAAACCAUGGCGGGAAGUCAGCCAUAGAGUGUUUGAGAGAAAAUGGCUAUACUGUAUGUGAGAUACGUUACACAACUCUCAAAUGUUUAGCAGCUCGCGCCGUUGUUCUUUACAGAUUGAGCCUCCCUCAAAACAUUCCCGAUCACGUUAUGGAUUUGUUGAAGAUUCAUGGUCUAACUGCUACUUAGUUUGUCUUCUCUAAUAAAGCUAUUUCAAACACAAAA
Messenger RNA from Magallana angulata, 2271 nucleotides. Its product is annotated as protein fem-1 homolog A-like. The record is from RefSeq and is a predicted model, not a curated record. The transcript is spliced from 2 exons. Gene Ontology annotation, molecular function: protein binding. Bases 313 to 2235 code for a protein of 640 amino acids. NCBI's taxonomy places the organism in Eukaryota, Metazoa, Mollusca, Bivalvia, Ostreida, Ostreidae.